AUCGGACGGUGCCGGAGUGGAUCGCACACUGCACAGAGGAGAAGGGAGAUGCUGAGAGUGACGAGCUGGGCCGGAAGAGCCCUUCUGAGGGGCUCCCAGAUAAACUCCACCAAAGUUUGGAACACAGAGUUUCAGCGAUGCGUCUCCUCCGGUCUGCCGAUGAACACGGUGGUCCUCUUCGUACCCCAGCAGGAGGCCUGGGUGGUGGAGCGUAUGGGCCGCUUCCACAGGAUUCUGGAGCCUGGUUUGAACUUCCUCAUUCCGAUUCUCGACCGAAUCCGCUAUGUGCAGAGUCUGAAGGAGAUAGUCAUCAACGUGCCAGAGCAGUCUGCCGUAUCGUUGGAUAACGUCUCUUUACAGAUAGACGGCGUCCUGUACCUGCGCAUUCUGGACCCCUACAAGGCCAGUUACGGGGUGGAGGACCCCGAGUACGCAGUUACACAGUUGGCGCAGACCACCAUGCGAUCUGAGCUGGGCAAACUGACGCUGGACAAGGUGUUUCGGGAGAGAGAAUCUCUGAACGCCAACAUCGUGGACGCCAUAAACCAGGCCUCCGACUACUGGGGGAUCAAAUGCCUGCGCUAUGAGAUUAAAGACAUUCACGUGCCGCCCAAGGUCCGUGAUGCCAUGCAGAUGCAGGUGGAGGCCGAGAGAAGGAAGAGAGCCAUGGUGUUGGAAUCUGAAGGGACCAGGGAGUCCGCCAUUAACGUGGCCGAGGGUGAGAAACAAUCGCAGAUCCUGGCGUCCGAGGCCGAGAGAGCCGAGCAAAUCAACAGGGCGGCAGGUGAAGCCAACGCCAUCCUGGCAAAAGCCAAAGCCCGGGGAGAGGCCAUUCGGCUGGUAGGGGAGGCUCUCAAGCAACAGCACGGGGACGCAGCCGCUUCUCUGGUCAUAGCCGAGCAGUAUGUAAACGCCUUCUCCAAGCUGGCGAAAGAGUCCAACACGAUCCUCCUGCCCACGAACACCGGUGACAUCAGCGCCAUGGUGUCCCAGGCCAUGGGAAUAUACAGCACGCUGACCAAAGCCUUACCUCGGAAGAGCCUCGCCGCUCCUCCCCCCGGCGUGACAGACGGACACAGGUCAGGCACAGAAGAUCUGACGCAGAACUAA
Molecule: messenger RNA, 1110 nt
Organism: Nanorana parkeri
Lineage: Eukaryota; Metazoa; Chordata; Amphibia; Anura; Dicroglossidae
Gene: STOML2
Product: stomatin like 2
Exons: 10
Coding region: 49-1110 (353 amino acids)
Cellular component (GO): membrane
Source: RefSeq, a predicted model, not a curated record